UACGAACUUUUCUUCGAUCAACCUGCUUUUCUUCUUCGCAGGUAGGCGGCGCUACAGCAACUGGGUUGGCGGCUCUGCACAAUCUCGGAUGGACGGUUCCCGACGGCGGCGGCACCACAGGUAGACGACGGCGGCUGAGCGACCUGAAACGGCGCAGCUUCGAUAUGGCGAUGCGGCUCCUCCACGCGGCGGCGGCUCCUUCUGCCGCUGAUCCUGCGUGCGGCGGUCUAUACGCAAACGGCGGCGGAGAUCUGGGAGCUCGACGGCGGCAACACGCAGCAGCGACGUCAGCGAUCUUCCUCGCUGCGGUUCAAGACCCAGCGGCGAACUCGACGGCGACUGGGUCAGCGGCGAUUCUCAGCGGCUUCCCUUAUGCUCCCUCAGCCCUCCGGCGACUGCGCGAUCCCAAAAACCCUAGGUGACAACUCUCAAUUCGUGCUCGUGUUGAACAAGGCUCUGAUACCACUUGUUACUUGUUGGGAAUUAAACACACAACACACACAAAUAAUCUGCGAGAAACGAGAGAAACGGAACACAAAUGACACACAAGAAUUUAACGUGGUUCGGUUUUCCUA
Cuscuta campestris is the source of this 575-nucleotide messenger RNA. The record is from the annotation of a GenBank genome assembly. Lineage: Eukaryota; Viridiplantae; Streptophyta; Magnoliopsida; Solanales; Convolvulaceae.